Messenger RNA from Scleropages formosus (Asian bonytongue), 1510 nucleotides. It is a transcript of the gene tmem182a, whose product is annotated as transmembrane protein 182a. The coding region runs from base 103 to 849 and encodes 248 amino acids. NCBI's taxonomy places the organism in Eukaryota, Metazoa, Chordata, Actinopteri, Osteoglossiformes, Osteoglossidae. Gene Ontology annotation, cellular component: membrane. The transcript is spliced from 5 exons. The record is from RefSeq and is a predicted model, not a curated record.
CUGGGGUCCUCGUUCAACUACCAAAAAUAGCAGAGCAACUCCACGGGGUCAGGUGGGUGCCGCCCUUCCCAGUGAAGCAGACGAGCUGAUCCGGACACAACCAUGAAGCUCAGCGUCGUUCUCUUCUUUGCCGGCUUCUUCGGUGCUUUAGCCGCCGUUUUUCUGUUGCUGUCCUUUGGGACCGAUUACUGGCUCUUGGCCUCAGAGACAUGCGACCCGGGGGAGCUGCCGACUGUUGGUCCUGGGAACGUGCCGGUGGAGCGAGGGGACAUGGUGGUUCAACAGAGAAGUCAAGACGAUGCCACGUUCCACCAUGAGGGGUUCUUCUGGAGGUGUUACUUUAAGGACAGAAUGGAGGAGGACACCUUGCUGAAGUUCUGGUUCACCAAUCAGCCCCCUUCCAAGCUGUGCAUGCACUCCUACCAGUUUCCGUUUCCUUUCUCCGAGAAGAACAACAACGGCACGGACUACGAUUCCGCCAUCAUCUACAGGGGCUUCUGGAGCAUCUUUAUGCUGGUGGGUGUGGUCGCUGCGGUGACGGCAGGGUUCAUCAUCAUCUGCGCUGCCCCCUUUGCAAGUCACCGACUUUACAAGGCAGGAGGUGGUCUCUUCGUAACCGCCGGCUUUUUCUUUCUGGCCGUCAUUGUGAUGUCGGUCAUCUGGGUCGAGGUUCUGGACACACUGAACCGGUACGUGGAACAGCAGCGGAUCUUGAAGUGUAACAACUUCCAGCUCAGUGUCCAGUAUGGCCUGUCCUUCAUGUUCGCGCCCGUGGGCGUCUUCUUCUCCCUUCUGGCGGGGCUGCUCUUCGCGCUGAUCGGGCGGUCGUUGCACGUGCAACACCAGUGAAAUCCGAUGUCACUCAGCUGUUUUGCAGGCAAUCCGUCAGCGCGUCCUGUGGGCAGUUCCCCGUGCUCAUGAUAAAACGUUUUAGGGGAAGAACCAGUUGUAUGAAACAAGGUGAGAAGGUUUGGGAUCAGUUGACUACAAAUAGACCAGAGGUGUGUCUUUCAACCUGCUCACACUGGGGUCAUCCUGGAGCUGAAAAGCAAAAGUACUCUGUGUGUGUUCUGUGUUAUAACACCACCGUGUCAUUCAUCAGCAGUGUGAAAUAAACAAGCUAGACGGGAAAAGAAAACUGGAUUGAUGGAUCUGGUACAGAUGUUUGCCACAUUUCUUAAGUUGUGAAGUUGUUUUAUGAAAAACGAUGUGCUGUGCUUUAUACAUCAACCCUUCACAUUGUGUGAGAUAGUUGUGAAAGUACUCAGAGACACAGGAAGAUUCGUCACUUAUAUUGAAGAGAUCUUGUCUACGAUACUGUUUUCAAGCUGUUAAAUUUUUUAAAACUUUGUUUUUGACCAGGUUUUUUUCUUUUGUAUAUUCUUAAUGGAAGCAGUUGUUAAAUGCCAUACCACCGCUUGUAUCACCUACAAGGUACCCUUGUGGUUAUAUUGGGAAAAAGUCAUGUUUUCUUUGUAAAUAGUAUGUCUUUAUAUUUAAACAUAUUAGC